Knipowitschia caucasica is the source of this 546-nucleotide messenger RNA. NCBI's taxonomy places the organism in Eukaryota, Metazoa, Chordata, Actinopteri, Gobiiformes, Gobiidae. The record is from the annotation of a GenBank genome assembly.
AUGGCUUCAGCCGCAGAAAGUAAAGGCACCACGUCCAGCUCCUCUGCAGCCGACAGUGGGAACCAGGACGGGACCUUCGAGUGCAACAUCUGCCUGGACACGGCCAAAGACGCCGUCAUCAGCCUGUGUGGUCAUCUGUUCUGCUGGCACUGUUUGCAUCAGUGGCUGGAGACUCGGCCGACGAGACAAGUGUGUCCUGUGUGUAAAGCGGGAAUAAGUCGAGAUAAAGUCAUUCCACUGUACGGCAGAGGGAGCACCGGGCGGCAGGAUCCCAGAGAGAGAACCCCCCCUCGACCACAGGGACAACGGCCUGAGCCUGAAAGCCACGGUAGGUUUCAUGGUUUUGGAUUUGGAAAUGGAGGAUUCCAGACGGCAUUUGGAAUCGGGGCUUUUCCGUUCGGUAUCUUUGCCACAGCUUUCAACAUAAACGAUGGGAGACCGCCACCCGCGGCCCCUGGGACCCCGCAGCACACAGAUGAACAGUUUCUCUCUCGACUUUUCCUCUUUGUGGCUCUGGCCAUCGUGUUCUGGCUCCUGAUCGCCUGA